Messenger RNA from Salvia hispanica, 1458 nucleotides. It is a transcript of the gene TSC10A, whose product is annotated as NAD(P)-binding Rossmann-fold superfamily protein. Gene Ontology annotation, biological process: sphingolipid biosynthetic process. NCBI's taxonomy places the organism in Eukaryota, Viridiplantae, Streptophyta, Magnoliopsida, Lamiales, Lamiaceae. Gene Ontology annotation, cellular component: endoplasmic reticulum membrane. The record is from RefSeq and is a predicted model, not a curated record. Gene Ontology annotation, molecular function: 3-dehydrosphinganine reductase activity.
UAGUGAUAUUUGCAGAGUGCACUGAAUUUUUUAUCCUGCCUAGAUUCAAUCGAACAAUAAUCCAAUACAAAUUUCGCCCAAUCACACCACAAAUCAAGGGCUCGAAUCGCUGGAUGACUUCUAAAAUUGAAGGAAUUCUGAUUUUGAACCUUGUCGUUCUUGGUUGUUGAAACCCCUCAUCACCAAUGGCGGAAGUCUACUUCUCCUUCUUCUCUCUCCUCCUACUCAUCCCACUCUCUGUCCUACUCAUCCUCUACCUCAUCGUCCGCCCCAAGGCCGUCCGCGUCCCGAUUAAGAACCGCCACGUCUUCAUCACCGGCGGCUCCAGCGGCAUCGGCCUAGCCCUAGCGCACCUCUGCGCCCAGAACGGCGCCGACGUCUCCCUCCUCGCGCGCAACCCCGCCCGCCUCGAAGAGGCGCAGAAAUCCAUCAAGCUCGCCACCGGCCGCGACGUCAGGGUCUUCAGCGCCGACGUCAGGGACUACGACGCCGUCAAGCGCGCGGUGGAGGAUGCCGGCCCGAUCGACGUGCUCGUGUGCAAUCACGGGGUUUACGUGCCGCAGGAAUUGGAGGAGCAGGAACUGGAGGAGAUUAAGUUCAUGAUCGAUGUGAAUCUCACGGGGACUUUUCAUUUGAUCAAGGCCGCUUUGCCCGGGAUGAAGAAGAAUCGGGCUGAGAAAGGCCCCGGUUCCAUUGCGAUUAUGUCGUCGCAGGCAGGCCAGGUUGGAAUUUACGGAUACACAGCUUAUUCUGCGAGUAAGUUUGGCCUCAAGGGUUUGGCUGAAGCGCUGCAACACGAGGUUAUAGCUGACAACAUUCAUCUCAGCCUAAUUUUUCCUCCGGACACUGAAACUCCUGGUUUUGCAGAAGAGAACAAGAGACGUCCCCAGCUGACUAGUAUAAUAGCAGCUUCCUCUGGCGCAAUGAAAGCUGAUGAAGUCGCUCUAAAAUCUCUGAAAGGAAUCCAGUCGGGCACAUUCAUAGUCCCAUGCAACUUGGAAGGAUUCUUACUGGCUGUAGCAACAGCUGGUUUAUCCCCUCAGAGGUCGUGUCUGAGUGCCUUUGUGGAGGUAAUGACUGCUGGUAUUAUGCGUCUGGCCGGCUUAGUUUUUCAAUGGAAUUGGUUCAGCAGCAUUGAGAAAUGGCAUGCAAAAAAGUAGUAGUUGGUUACUUGGAUCUACUCUGUGCCCACGAAGAAGUAUCUUGGCAGCGAAAAACUCGAGUUUUGAGAUAGUGAAAGUGUUAUGGCUUGCUGCAGUUGUCUCACUAUGCCUCCGUUUAUACUUGAACCGCUGUCGCUGUGCACCUCCUGUGUGUUUGUAUCAGUUGAAAAUCUUUCUAACUUGUUAUGGUAGGAUGACCUGGUUGUAUUUGCCGAAAGAAAAGGCAAAUAAGUAAGUGUUUUAUUUCCAGAAUGUAACUAACCGUGAUAUUUUCAGCGAAUCCUUUUUCGGGUUA